Messenger RNA from Solanum dulcamara, 1139 nucleotides. Its product is annotated as cell number regulator 1-like. NCBI's taxonomy places the organism in Eukaryota, Viridiplantae, Streptophyta, Magnoliopsida, Solanales, Solanaceae. Bases 1 to 981 code for a protein of 326 amino acids. The record is from RefSeq and is a predicted model, not a curated record. The transcript has 4 exons.
AUGCAAACAACAGAUGGUAGUAAUGAGAACAUUCCAACAUCCCCUGGUCAUCAAUUGUCACCAAUAUUACAAAUUCCAAAACAUGAACCUCUUUCACCACAAAAUUUUACACAAGGAGAACUUUCAUCGCAAUCACCAUCAUCCUCAUCUCAAUUACAAAAUUCAAUUCAUAGAAUUCCCUCCUCAUCCUUAUCACAAGAUUCGACGAAUGCAUCUCAUUCAGCUAUACCACCAGCAGCAGCAACAACAAUAACAACAAUUAUGUCUAACUCAAUAUCAUCACCUCCAAAAAAUCUCAUUUGUGGACCCCCCUUGCCAGCGCAAUUGUCAUCGUCAUCGACACGAAUUCCGUGGCCAUUAAUGCCACCACCACAUCAACCACCUCCAUGUCACCAAUCCCCUAUGAUGCCAUAUUACCCCCCAAUGGGGGUUCCACCACCAUUUCCUCCACACUUUCCUAUGCCCUAUCCUCAUGACCAAUUUCAUUCAUUUCAUCAUCCAAUGCUCCUUGGAAAUAAUAAUAAUCUCUCAAAUGGACAAAUUUAUAGUCAGCCUUGGUCCACAGGCCUUUUUGAUUGUUUUUCAGACAUCAAGAAUUGUUUUAUUACAUGUUUAUGUCCCUGCGUUACUUUUGGUCAAGUGGAUGAAAUUUUAUCUCAAGGGAAAAUGACUUGGUGGGAAGCUGCAUUAAUGUUUGGACUUUUGGAAACAUUAUGCUGUCAAGCCUCAUUGGUUUUUGCAUGGUAUCAUCGUGUGCAAUUCAGAAAAAAAUAUAAUUUGAUGGGAAAUCUAUUCAGUGAGUUUGCAAUUACUCUUUUUUGUAUGAGAUUGGUCCUUUGUCAGAAUUAUCGUCAGCUUAACAAACUUGGCUUUGAUGUAGCACUAGGAUGGAAAGCCAAUAAGAAGAAACAAAGAAGAAUAGCAAGCCAAAAUGCUGUACAAUUUGUGCCACCAUUGGCUAAUCCUGGAAUGUUUGGAUGAAUAGAAAAUUGUUGGCAUGAGAUUGUUGCAAACUAGUCAAAAGUGAUUGGAGAAAAUUAUAGAUUUUUAUCAUUGGAUGCAUUUCAAUUGUUGAAUUCUUCACAUUGAAGAAUCUAUAAUAUGUUAUGUACCCAAAUUUUGGAAAUUAAACUGGAUAU